This is a messenger RNA of Aspergillus glaucus CBS 516.65, 1170 nucleotides long. RefSeq lists its product as uncharacterized. The transcript is spliced from 3 exons. The record is from RefSeq and is a predicted model, not a curated record. Bases 1 to 1170 code for a protein of 389 amino acids. Lineage: Eukaryota; Fungi; Ascomycota; Eurotiomycetes; Eurotiales; Aspergillaceae.
AUGAUUCAGCUGGCACUGGCGAUCCUACUUGUAUUCAGCCAGCUUACUUCCGUGGUUCUCGGUCUGAGAACAACAAAAGGCUCACCUUGCGCAAGUGUCUGCAAUCGCGAUUCAACCAACACCACCUCAUCGGAGAUUGUUUGCUUAGAUCGACAAUACAACAGUACCUUGAAAGGAACGCAUUUCCAGGAAUGCGUCGACUGUCAAUUGCGCAGUGACUUCUUCGAUACAAUUUCGGGGGAAUCGGACGUGACUUGGGGACUUCAUAAUCUUCGCUAUGCCUUCACUUCGUGCCUUUAUGGAUACCCUCAUCAGGUGGCCAAUAUCUCGUCGCCGUGUGUAGUGACCUGUUCGUCGCUGCAACCGGCUCUCGAUCAGAAUAUACAGAACCCAAGUGCCUAUGGAUUCUUCGAAUGGUGCGGCUCGUCAGCAUUUACGGAUGUCGUCGCUACUCAGUGCCAUGAGUGCUACAACCUGACAGCCAACCAGAUUUAUCUAGGUAACUUCAUCGAAGCCAUCCGCUACAACUGCCACUUCCGCACAUCAGACGGCGAAGCAUUCCCCAUCAGCCCCAGCGAGAUCUUCACCCAAAAACCCCUCCCAGAACAUACAGUAUCCCUAACCGAUCCCCCGAAAGACGGCUCAGGAGUAAACCUCCCCCUGGUCAUCGCCGUUCCCAUCGUCGGAUUUAUCGUACUAGUCUGCGCACUCAGCGUCUGCUGUUUCUUCUGCAUCCGCCACCGUCGCAAGAAGUCGAAGGCGCGCGAGGAGAGGGAGUUCCAUGAGCAGUGGAAUACCAUGGCUCUUGCCUCGCCGGGUCCGGGUGCUUGGGGACAAUAUCCCGCACAAGCGCCGGUCAUGUCGCCGGCUGUUUGGGGGUAUGGUGGGUAUGGAUAUGGGCCUGGGGUUGCGUAUUCGGAUAAUAAUGUGAAUGGUGGGCAAGGACAGGGUGUGGGGUUUGCGAAGUCGGAUUUUGAUACUAUUCAGCCGGCUGUGGCUGUUACGUCGACUCCGACACCUGGUUCGUUGGAGCAGGAGCAGGAGCAGCAACAACAACAACAACAACAACAGCCUACCGGAAACGGGAAUGAGGGACAGGUACAGGCUCAUGCUCAGACUUAUUUCCCGCCUCCCCCUGGCGCCCAAACCCAACCGCCACAUGGUUCAUGA